Messenger RNA from Phyllostomus hastatus (greater spear-nosed bat), 3415 nucleotides. It is a transcript of the gene ERP27, whose product is annotated as endoplasmic reticulum protein 27. The record is from RefSeq and is a predicted model, not a curated record. The coding region runs from base 66 to 887 and encodes 273 amino acids. Lineage: Eukaryota; Metazoa; Chordata; Mammalia; Chiroptera; Phyllostomidae. Gene Ontology annotation, cellular component: endoplasmic reticulum. Gene Ontology annotation, biological process: response to endoplasmic reticulum stress; protein folding. The transcript has 7 exons.
GCGGGCUGCCCUGAACCCGUGUCCCGAAACACACAGUCAGGGGUUGGAUCAGCAGCGGAAGAGCAAUGGAAGCUAUGUGGCCCAGAUGCCUGUUUCUAUUCUUUCUCCUCACGUGCAAGCUGUCCCCAGAGGUCGUUGCAGAAAUUCAAGAAUCCUCAGACGAUUCCCCUGCUCCCCAGGAACCUGUGCGGCUCACAGAUGUCCCAGAGGCCACGGAGUUUAUUGCUGCUGCUGAGGUGGCUCUCAUAGGCUUCUUCCAGGAUUUAGAAAUACCAGCAGUGUCCAUAUUCCGUGAUGUGGUGCAAAAAUUCCCAGAUGUGGCAUUUGGAAUCAGCACCAGUCCCCAGGUUCUGGCCCACUACAACCUCACGGGAAACACCAUUUCCCUCUUCCGUCUGGUGGAUAACGAACAACUGGAUUUAGUGAGUGAAGCCAUUGAAAACAUUGAUGCCAACAAAUUAAGCCGUUUCAUUGAGAUCAACAGUCUCCGCUUGGUGACAGAGUACAAUCCUGUGACUGUGAUUGGCCUAUUUAAUAGCAUGGUUCCUGUUCAUCUUCUCCUGAUGACAAACAAGGCCUCUCCCGAGUAUGAAGAAAGCAUGCACAGCUACCAGAAGGCAGCUAAACUCUUCCAGGGGAAGAUUCUUUUCAUUCUGGUGGACAGUGGUAUAAAGGAAAAUGGGAAGGUGAUAUCAUAUUUCAAACUAAAGACGUCUGAACUGCCCGCUUUGGCGAUUUACCGGACUUUCGAUGAGGAGUGGGAUACACUGCCCAUGGCAGAAGUGUCAGUAGAGCUUGUGCAAAACUUCUGUGAUGGAUUCCUAAAAGGGAACGGGCCGAGAGAAAAUGAUGAAUCAGAAGAAAAGCCUCAAAAGGUGGAACUCUGAAUUCUCUCUGGUGCUUCUGCAUGCCACCCAGUGCCCACUUCAUGCUGAAAACAGAGGGGCAACCCAAACUCAGACCCACUAAACAACAAAACCAUCUGGCCCUGCACACUCACGCAGCUCCAUUUCGUUCCUUAAGAUCUCAUUUACUCUCCUUGUGCUUCCUUUUAAUUUGCCUACAUGCUCUCACUACCCAUCCAAUUUUCUCUUACUCAUGCCUACCACGCAGGCCCAUACACUGCAGUACCACCACACCACCACUGGAUGGAGGCUUCAAGAGAAGUAUAUGAUACCACUGUGAAGAAAAGACAGGUCUCGAAGGAAAUGUUCUGAUUUAUCAUUUCAUAUUGUAUUUGGACACUGCACGUGGCUUACACAUAACAUAGUUUCUUCUCUAUUAGUGUUACCUCAGGGUUGAAACUCUAGUUUCUUCAUAAAUACAUGUCCUCCCUCUCAUUCAGGGCCAAGAUCAAAAGGAUGGUUUUAAACUCCUUUCUGGAAUGGUCUUUUUGCCAGAAGUCAAAUGAUGUUCCUAAGGUCCUGAACUCAACAGAAACAGACCAUGUAAAAACUCAAUGCUUGGUUAGCAUUCCUGACUCCCCAUGUACAUCCACAAGUGCGCAAUAAAAGGCCAUAACGUUAUAAGAAAAGACUGGCAUCUCUCUGCAAACCUUUUGUAAAUACCCAGCUGCCCAACUAAGCAGUGGGGACCUCACUCUUAGGUGCCCACUGUCAGUCAGGCUACAAGCCACUAAUUUGUUAUUGUUCACUCCGUGGGUGGGAUGGGAGGUGGGUAGAGACCAUCCUGUGCGAGAAUUAGUGUAAAGAUAGCCAAAUUGCUCAGAAUCAAAUCAGGUAACAGGUUAGGGAAGAGGUAGGAGGAGGGGAGCACUUGGCCGCGGGGCAGGCUAGUGCCGACUCAGCCCAGAUUAUUGCAGGUGAGGUGUGCAAUCCAGCCCUUUGUGGGAGGGAGGGCUUGGCCAAGUGUCUCUGGCUCAUAGGCUGUUACUGUCCACACACAAAUGCUACAUUGUUCCCAGGAGGCCCUUGGCUCAGAAGGAAAGUGCCUAAGUGCUCAAGAGCUAAAAAACCACAGCGUACACCUAAGGACUAGUCCAAGCGAGGAACACAGUGUGAAAGACUUAGUUGUUCCCUUUAGCCUCUGAGCUGGGAGUCAGCAGCUGGCAAGGACACUGAAAGCAGCUGUGUAAGGCACACCUCUCUGCAACCUGAGACGGGCGGAUUCUGAGCAGACCAUCCAGUCUAUCCACGGGGCUGCAGAAAACCACCCAGUCUCUUGCUUGAGGCUGAAAAAUACUCCAAGGAUAGGCACAUCCCAGAAGCCUCCCUUUGAUCCUGUAAACCAGAGCUGUUGACAUUUACGGGUCAGGAAAUUCUUCCUGAUAUCCAGCUGAGGACCCCCAGCCACACCAGCUUAUUUCUUCUCACCCACACUCCGGGAAAUUCUUAGCAGCUGCCAAUCACCAUCUCCAGGCAGCAACUGGACACUUCGCUGGUUGCCUUCAAGCCUCCUUAUCCAGUCUUCUUUUCUCCAUGCUCACAACCCAACGCUUUAAUCAAUGUAUUUUUAAUUUCCAAAUUAUUUGAUUUACUUUAUUAUGUUUUUCUCUUCCCUCUUUCUCAGCUUUGCCUCCUUCUUGCUUAAAACAGUGAAAUUCCAAACUGUUGUACCAAUUUGGUAAAUACUAAUGACUAAAUUUCGAUGAGUUGUGUUUUGUUCAAUAUUGGGUUAAUUUUUCCAUUAUUGUAUUUGAAGUGUUCUCCCCAAUAACUAUGGUCAACACUGACUACAUAAGUUUUAAUAUCUUAGCUGUGUAUUGCGCUGCUUGGUGGCAUUCAAUAACAAUUUUAUUAUAGAUUGUCUUUUGUAUGCUUACUUUUUAUCUUUACAAUAUUGAAUUUAAGUAUUCCUUCUCGGUUCGUGUUUUAUCCAAACCACAAGGUAUUUUUUUCCUGUCUCCUUCAUAGCCAGUCCUGUUCUUUGUAGAUCUGUUCUUUGUACCAAAGAAUGGAAUUUCUUCAAAAAGAAAAUUUGUGAAAGUUCUAAUUCAUUCACUAAAGAUCAGGCUUCAUAUUAGAAACUUCUGUCAUUUAUGGAUUUUAUCUACCAUUUGGUAAUACCUUCUUAAAACUCCACAUUCAUUUACCAAGGCUGUUUAUUGUUGAAAUAUCUAGAUAUACCUCACCUAUAUUUUAUUGUGGAUUCAUUUAUUGGCCCUGGUUGGAAAGACUGCCAUACUUUUUCUUCCAAGUAUAAAGGAAAUGGAGAUGUUAUGCAAGAAAACUUUGCAAAAAGAUUUUGGAAGGCUUGGAAGGCCAUGAUAGGAGGAAGGAGUGGGAGCAGGACAUGAGUCAGAGGAGCACCAGGAGAGCUUUUGUGUUUGAGUCUCACCUCUUCGGUGAUCUUGAGCAAAUCACUUUGUGUCUUUGAACUUUAGUCAUUCAGAAUAAUACAAUAAUUCAUAACAAGGGUGUUUUUUUAGGUCCCAGGGUGAUAAUACAUAUUAAAU